Molecule: messenger RNA, 2205 nt
Organism: Haliotis rufescens (red abalone)
Lineage: Eukaryota; Metazoa; Mollusca; Gastropoda; Lepetellida; Haliotidae
Product: sialin-like
Exons: 11
Coding region: 91-1650 (519 amino acids)
Biological process (GO): transmembrane transport; monoatomic anion transport
Molecular function (GO): transmembrane transporter activity
Source: RefSeq, a predicted model, not a curated record
AAAGAUUCAUGUUUCUAUCACGUGUACAGGGUAAUUUCUCCUGUGAUUAUUUGAUUACAACAGACUUGUCGAAUCGCCAGCGGAUACCCAAUGCAAUCUUUUAUUGAAAGCGACCCGGGAAAGGAGGAGGAUGAAAAAGUUAGCCCAUUCGCCAGACGAUGGAUACUGGCCUACGUGUCCUUCUUUGGUUUUGUGUUUCUGUACGCCACCCGCGUCAACAUCAGCGUGGCCAUCAUCUGCAUGGUGCGGUCGUCGACGUCCAACGUCACAUCACUUGACAACAGCACCGGACUCAACGUCACGUCGAAGUCGGUUAAUGUAGUAGAUGAAGCUUGUGGCAUACUGGAACAGGCUAGCUCCACUCUACAGAGAGCAGAGUUCGACUGGGACAAGCCCACCAGGUCUCGUAUUCUCGCCUUGUACUUUUAUGGCUACAUUUUCACUCAAAUACCCGGAGGAUGGUUAGCAGGACGAUACGGGGCUCGCCGGGUGUGGGGACUUGGGAUGUUUGUGAACGGACUUGGGACCAUUCUCACCCCUGUCAGUGCACGUCUGAAUGUGUAUGUUUUGUAUGCAGUGAGAUUCAUCAUAGGAUUUGCAGCGGGGGUGUCUUUUCCCGCUACACAUUCACUAUGGGGGAGAUGGGCACCACCCCUCGAGAGAAGCAAACUCAUGUCGGUUUGCUAUGCAGGGCCUCACGUCGGCACUAUCGUCGCAUUUGCACUGUCCGGGUACCUCUGUGCCAACGGAUUUGACAACGGCUGGGGCUCCAUAUUCUACGUGUUCGGUGCUGGAAACUUGGUGUGGGUCGGUCUGUGGUUGAUGUUGUCAGCUGACAAUCCCCGCAAACAUAAAUUCAUUUCUGAGAAGGAGAUUGCAUACAUCGAAAGGAAGAUUGGCUACAAGACUAACAUUAAGACUCGAUCUACCCCCUGGUUGGCUAUGGCCAAGUCUGGACCUCUCUGGGCCAUCAUUCUGGCUCAUAUGUGCAACAACUGGACCAAUUAUACACUUAUCACUGUCCUCCCUACUUUCAUGAAGGAAGUUCUCAAGUUCGACAUCCGCCAGAACGGCGUUAUAUCCUCCCUACCCUAUGUCUGUCACUCGGUGUUGGCAGUUCUGGCUGGUCAACUCGCUGACAUCGUGAGAGCCAGAACCAGACUCGGUACCACGAGGGUCAGGAAGGUCUGGCAAAAUGCAGCCUUUCUGUCAGUUGCUGUUUUCCUUGUGGCAACAGGCUUUAUAAAUUGCGAGAACAGGAUGGUCGCCGUCGUCUUCCUGUGUGCCGCCGUGGGGUGUAUGGGAAUCAGCAAGGGGGCAUACAUGGUGAACCACGUCGACAUUGCCCCCAAGUACUCUGGAGUACUAUUUGGAAUUACCAACACAGUAGCCACUGUACCGGGGAUGAUAGCCCCUCUAGUAGCUGGGGCUCUCACGCCUAACAAAACUGCAGAGGAAUGGCGUCUGGUGUUGUACAUAUGUGCGGGGUUUCUGGUGGCUGGUGCACUGAUCUUCACCUUUCUUGCCAGUGGUGAGACACAGCCAUGGAACGAUCAUGACGACAUAGAGCUUGACGUCAUCAAGGGCAAGAAAUCACAUAAAUAUGUCGCAAUAGAUCAUGUUAAAGAAACACUGGGAGAGGAUCACUAGAUACGCCGCCAAAGACGUUACCGGUAUUGUUGGGGCAAUAAUGCCAUUGACGUGCUGUGAAACAAAUAAUCGGUAAACAGAUACCAUCAACACGAAAUAUAAGGUGACCAACAUGGAGUGUGUAAUGAAUAUGAACAAUUUCUCCACUUGGUCGAUGUUUUUAACGAUUUUUUUAUUUUGUUUUCAUACUCAAGAUUCUGUCAAGUAUAUGAUUUUUGAUCAAAACAUUGUUUUCAGGAAUAUAGGACACAGAUACAAUCUAAAAUAUUGGUUACUCUUGAAUGUAAAAUAAAACAAAAGUCGCCUUUGUUAGACCAUUUAUAUAUGCCAAGAUAUACACUAGUUGCGAAGGAAUUAAUAAUGAGCAACGCUCAAGCAUACAAACCAGUGAUUGAUAUUAUGCGCAACGAUUACAAAUCACCAAAUCUGACCACUCGGCCCAUUAAGUCGCCAGCAUUACCAACAGAAUAAUUUGCUUUGGACCAAUUCCAACUAGGAAUCCGCCUGGCGUCUAAUUUCAAGAGCAAAAAGACAAAACAUUAGAAAUUUAUACCA